UGUCAUCGAUGUUUUAGAAAUAUGUGAAUGGAAAUUCAAUUCGAAAUUUUCAGUGUAAAAGUAAAUGUAUAAUUUUGUUUACUUCAAAUCAAAUGCCUGAUUUAGAUCCUUACGAUAUCGUUCAUCCAGAUUGCAUAACAUGUUGUGAUAAUGAGAAAUCAAAACGUAUACAAUAUGCAGAUGAAGCUCGUGAUUAUAUGAACGAAUGUGUUACUAAAAAUAAAACAUUACCACCGCAUGUUGUUAAUUUAGUCGACAAAGAUGUGGAGACGUGUCGUAAAAAGACAAGUUCAGAUGAUAACGAAGAACUACGUCGAAGAGCGUUCGCGUUAUACAAAAGCUAUGUAGAAGGAAGGAAAGAAGAUGGAAAAUGUCCUACCUGUGUUUAUAUAGGACCACGUGGUGAAAAAGUAUUAUUCAAAGGUGACGCUCUUAAAAAUGAAGAUGUUUAUUGUGAUUACGAUCCAUCGUUCAAUCACUUUCUAUCUGUUGCCUUCAUGAUUCUAUUUGUUAUGCUUUUGUUUACUUCAGGGUUUAUAUAUGUUGUUGCAAAUACGAGAUCUUUGAAGGAGUUUUUUCGUGAUUUUAUAUUAUUUAUUGCUAUUCCUGCUUUGAUCGUAAUCAUAGUAUUAAAUUUUUCAAUGUGCUACUUUAAAUGUUCAAGAUUGGUACCGUGUAAUUUUAUAUACAUUCUUGUUGCGGUGUUCACGUAUAGUAUCUUGGCAGGCGUGUUGACUGCAAUACUCGAAACGACUAUUAUAUUUUUUGUAUUUGCCGCUACAACCGUUGUUGUUCUAUUUUGGAUAUUGUUAGGAUUCACAAGAUACAACUUCAAAGAAUGGUCACUAUAUUUGUACACGAUAUUCCUUGAGAUCGCUGCUGUUAUUGCCUUAGUAUUUUUGUUCAGAACAUUUACUAAAUUACGUUAUGGUUUAGUACAGUUUUUUAUUGCACUUUGCUGUACAAUGCUAUAUGAUGUGAUAAUGGUGAUGAACCUACAGAUGAUAUUAUCUGGUAGAAUAAUGGAACUGGAUGAAACUGAUUUUGCGAUGGCUGGGAUACUAUUGUAUACUUCAUUAGUGGAGUUAUUUUGGUCUUUAAUUCAAGUAACAGGACUUUAUGACAAAUGUUCAUAAAUGUUUAAGCUUUAAUACAUGUUAUAAACGUU
Molecule: messenger RNA, 1168 nt
Organism: Papilio xuthus (Asian swallowtail)
Lineage: Eukaryota; Metazoa; Arthropoda; Insecta; Lepidoptera; Papilionidae
Exons: 7
Coding region: 93-1136 (347 amino acids)
Cellular component (GO): membrane
Source: RefSeq, a predicted model, not a curated record